CCGUCGUAGAAGAGGAAAUAUUUCUCCUUCUUCCCAUCCUCCGUCUUGUGCUCGGCCCGCUUCCUACUCUCCGCAUCAUUCAGCAAGAUUUCCACCUCCACGCUCUGCCCGAAGCCGAAGAAGCUCAUCUCACCGCCGGGCUGGGCCGGGCCGGCCUCGGAACGUCUUGGAGCGCGCGCGGGAGCGAGCUUUGAAAGUUGACCACCGCGGUGGCUAGCCGGUUCUUGGGAGAUAAUGGUGGCUCUGCCGGGCCUUGGGAGUGGCCUGCAGCCCUGGUGCCCGUUGGAUCUCAGCCCUGAAUGGGUGGACACAGUGUGGGAACUGGAUUUUACAGAGACCGAACCUUUGGAUCCCAGCAUAGAAGCAGAAAUCAUAGAGUCUGGAUUGAAUGCAUUUAUAAAACUAUAUGAAAGUGUUUUUCCCUUUGCUACUGAAGAACAUGGAUCUACAGAGAGCAUAUGGACCUUCUUCAUUGAAAACAGUAUUUCUCACAGGGCACUGGUGGCAUUGUUCUAUCACUUUGUUCAAACAGUCCAUAAGAAAAGUGUCAGUGUGCAAUAUCGACAGUAUGGCCUUCAUGCUGCUGGGCUUUAUUUUCUGCUGCUGGAAGUACCAGGCAGUGUAGCCAAUCAAGUAUUCCACCAGGUGAUGUUUGACAAAUGUAUUCAGAUUCUAAAGAAGAGUUGGCCUCAGGAAUCUAACUUGAAUCGGAAAAGAAAGAAAGAACAGCCUAAGAACACUGAGGCUAAUCCAAGAGGAAAUAGGAAAAGAGGAAAGCCACCCAGGAAAGAAGAUAUUGAGGUGGAUGAACUAGAAGAACAGGAAGAUGAGGAAAGUAUUUGCUUUUCUGCCCGAGACCUUUGUCAAAUUCGAAAUGCCAUCUUUCACCUAUUGAAGAAUUUUUUACGGCUUCUGUCCAAGUUUUCCCUGAAAGAAAAGCCACAGUGUAUACAGAAUUGUAUAGAAGUCUUUGUUGCAUUAACUAAUUUUGAACCAGUUCUUCAUGAAUUUCAUGUUACACAGGCCAGAAGCCUUAACCAAGCAAAGUACAUACCAGAACUGGCCUAUCAUGGAUUGUAUUUGCUAUGCUCCCCAAUUCAUGGGGAGGGAGAUAAGGUUAUAGGUUGUGUUUUCCAUCAAAUGCUAAAUGUGAUAUUAAUGGUAGAAGCAGGCGAAGGAGCCCAUCGUGCUCCCCUUACUGUUACAUCACCAGUGAUCAACAGUAGAAACCAGGCAGUGCAGUUCAUCAGCUCACUUGUGGAUGAACUAAAGGAGAAUAUAUUCCCAGUCCUUCGUAUCUUACUCCAGCACAUCUGUGCCAAGGUGAUUGACAAAUCAGAGUACCGGACCUAUGCAGCCCAGUCCCUGGUCCAGCUGCUCAGCAAACUUCCCAGUAGGGAAUAUGCUACAUUCAUUGCUUGGCUUUACAGAUAUUCACGAAGUUCCAAGAUCCCACACAGGGUUUUUACUCUGGAUGUUGUCUUAGCUCUGUUGGAACUGCCUGAAAGAGCGGUAGAUAACACUCUCUCCUUGGAGCAUCAGAAGAUCAUAAAGCAUAAGUUCUUGGUGCAGGAAAUUAUAUUUGACCGUUGUGUAGACAAAGCACCAACUGUCCGCAGCAAGGCACUGUCCAGUUUUGCACACUGCCUGGAGGUGUCUGUUACCACUGCAUCAGAGAGCAUCCUGGAAUUUCUGAUUAACAGUCCUGCAGUUUCAAGAGCAGACAGCCACCCUGGUACCUUACUGAGAAAUUCAGCAGCUUUUCCCUAUCAGAGGCAAACACUUAACCCUUCUGGAGGCUCAGGAGUGAUCAGUAUAGACAACAGUGGUGAAACUGAUGGAUCUGGGGUGAGAUGUGUCAUGGGAAUGCUGAAAAAGAGAAUCAGGGAUGAGAAGACCAAUGUCCGGAAGUCUGCACUCCAGGUAUUAGUGAGUAUUUUGAAACACUGUGACAUCUUGGGUAUGAAAGAAGAGCUAUUGCUUCUGCAGGACCAGUGUCGGGACCCUGCAGUGUCUGUCCGAAAGCAGGCCUUACAGUCUCUUACUGAACUUCUCAUGGCCCAGCCUGGAUGUGUCCAGAUACAGAAAGCCUGGCUAACAGGGAUCAUUCCAGCUGUGAUGGACUGUGAGAGCACUGUGCAGGAAAAGGCUCUGGAAUGCCUUGACCAGCUCCUGUUGCAGAACAUUAAGCAUUAUAAUAAAUUCCAUACUGGAGACAACAGCCAGGUACUGGCUUGGGCACUUCUUACUCUCCUUAGUACAGAAAACCAGGAACUGAGCCGCUAUUUAAAUAAGGCUUUUCAUAUCUGGUCCAAGAAAGAGAAAUUCUCAUCCAGUUUUAUAAACAAUGUGAUAUCCUACACUGGCACAGAACAUUCUGCACCAGCCUGGAUGCUGCUUUCCAAGAUUGCUUGCUCAUCACCCAAGCUGGACUAUACCAAAAUAAUAGAGUCCUGGGAGAAAAUCAGCAGUCAACAGAAUCCCAAUCCAAACACCUUAGGACAUAUUUUAUGUGUUAUUGGGCAUAUCGCAAAGCAUCUUCCUAAGAGCACGCGGGACAAGGUGACUGAUGUGGUCAAGUGUAAGCUGAAUGGAUUCCAGUGGUCUCUAGAGUUGAUCAGCUCAGCUGUUGAUACUUUGCAAAGACUCUGUAGAGCAUCUGCAGAGACACCAAUGGAGGAACAGGAAUUACUGAAGCGGGUGUGUGGGGAUGUCCUCUCCACCUGUGUGCAGUCUCUGUCCAACAUAGUUCUGAAGGAAAGUGGCCCUGGGAAUGUGGAUGAAGACCUGUUCGUGAAGUACAUUUUUACCUUGGGAGAUAUAGCCCAGCUUUGUCCAGCCAGAGUGGAGAAGCGAGCCUUCCUUCUGAUUCAGUCCAUCCUCGCUUCUUCUGUUGAUGUGGAUCAUUCAUCACCUCCAGGUUGCAGUGAAGCCCCAGCGUUUCAGCCACUCUCCCAGGUCAGAGGCUCUGUCAUGCCUUCCGUGAUCAGAGCACAUGCCAUCAUUACCUUGGGUAAGUUGUGCUUACAGCAUGAGGAUCUUGCAAAGAAGAGCAUCCCAGCUCUUGUGCGAGAGCUGGAGGUGUGUGAUGAUGUGGCCGUUCGCAACAAUGUUGUCAUUGUGAUGUGCGACCUUUGUAUCCGGUACACCGUCAUGGUGGACAAGUACAUUCCCAAUAUCUCCAUGUGUCUGAAGGAUUCAAAUCCAUUCAUCCGAAAGCAGACACUCAUCUUGCUUACCAAUCUCUUGCAGGAAGAAUUUGUGAAAUGGAAGGGCUCUCUGUUCUUUCGAUUUGUUAGCACUCUGAUAGAUUCACACCCGGACAUCGCCAGUUUUGGGGAGUUUUGCCUGGCUCACCUGUUACUGAAGAGGAAUCCUGUCAUGUUCUUCCAGCAUUUCAUUGAGUGUAUCUUCCACUUCAAUAACUAUGAGAAGCAUGAGAAGUAUAACAAAUUCCCCCAGUCAGAGAGAGAGAAGCGGCUGUUUUCACUGAAGGGGAAGACAAACAAGCAGAAACGAAUGAAAAUCUACAAGUUUCUUCUGGAGCACUUCACAGAUGAACAGCGAUUCAAUAUCACUUCUAAAAUCUGCCUUAGUAUUUUGGCAUGCUUUGCUGACGGCAUCCUGCCACUGGACAUGGAAGCCAGUGAGUUGCUCUCAGAUACAUUUGAGGUCCUCAGCUCAAAGGAGAUCAAGCUUUUGGCCAUGAGAUCUAAAGCAGAUAAGGACCUGCUUAUGGAAGAAGAUGACACAGCUUUGGCCAAUGCAGUCAUGCAGGAAGCUCAGAAGAGGCUCAUCUCACAAGUUCAGAAGAAGAAUUUCAUAGAAAAUAUUAUUCCAAUUAUCAUCUCCCUGAAGACUGUGCUAGAGAGAAAUAAGAUCCCAGCUUUGCGGGAACUCAUGACCUAUCUCAGGGAGGUGAUGCAGGAUUACCGCGAUGAAAUCAAGGACUUCUUUGCAUUAGACAAGCAGCUGGCGUCGGAGCUCGAGUACGACAUGAAGAAGUACAACGAACAGCUAGCCCAGGAGCAGGAGCUGGCGAGACUGGCAGACGUUGCUCCGAGUUUCGAAGGAAUGCCAGCUCUGGCUGGCCAAGAAGGUGCUGCUGUGCCCGCUGCUGCAAGCCAGCCCUCAACACCCAGGGCGAUUGCUGGCCAGGCACCGCCUCUGCCUUCUACCCUAGAGACGGGGCUGUUGAAGACACUUAUGCCCAAAGGCAGGAGCAUGUCCCUGAGCACCAUCGCAAUCCUGAAUUCUGUCAAGAAAGCUGUGGAGUCCAACAGCAGUCACCGGAGUCGGAGUACAGGAGGGUUGUCAUUCCCUUUGAGUUCUCAAAGCCUGGACAAAAUGUGCCAUCGUGCAACUUCCUACAGCCUGGAGCAGGAGUCCAGCGGAGCUGUUGACCAUGUAACGAAACGAGCGAUCAGCACCCCUGAGAGGACCAUCAAUGAUGUCACAUUUGGAGCAGGAGUCAGCUACAUAGUCACACCACGGACGCCUUCUUCAAUCAAAGAGAAAAUUGAAACCCAGUGUCAAGGAAAUGACAUUUUAUGUUUAUCACUUCCUGAUAAACCGGCCCCGCAGCCUCAGCAGUGGAACGUGAAGUCCCCAGCCAGAAAUAAAGAUAACCCGGCCCCCAGCAGGAGGUCACUCCGAAAGACCCCACUGAAAACAGCCAACUGAAACCGUGUGUUUGGGAGUGUCUGGGAGGCAAGAGCUCUAAGGACAUGGUGUGUCCUGUCUGUGCAGAGUCCGCUUCCCUCACCCCCAGGGAGAGGGCAGCUUUUAGUGUGUGAUACCAGAGACGUUCCUGUGAUUCCAGCCCGUAACUGUUCACCUGUGUGGGCUGACCAACCUUUUACAUUUCUCUUUAUGAAUAUAUGAAAUAUGAAAAAAGUUGUAAAAUAUUAGAGAAAUGUCUUAGCUAUUUAAAAUAUUCUAACUUUACUCCAUUUGAAAGUAUCAAGUUCAUUCUGGUAAACUGUAUUCUGGUCCUUAAGGAACACAACUUAACAGAUGAGUUUUCUAUUAUAUAAAUCAGGCCUCUGUUAUCUGUUUGGAAUUCCCUACAUAGUUUCCUGUAUCUAAUGAUGAAAGUUUGACUGUAAUUAUUUUUUUAUUCUUAUUUAUAAAUUAGAAGUUUUUAAAGUGUACAGCUUUCUAAAAUGGAAUAAUAAAGGUUAAACAUAAAUACA
This is a messenger RNA of Acinonyx jubatus (cheetah), 5195 nucleotides long. It is a transcript of the gene NCAPD3, whose product is annotated as non-SMC condensin II complex subunit D3. Gene Ontology annotation, biological process: mitotic chromosome condensation; meiotic chromosome condensation. The transcript is spliced from 36 exons. Gene Ontology annotation, molecular function: histone binding. The record is from RefSeq and is a predicted model, not a curated record. Bases 235 to 4683 code for a protein of 1482 amino acids. Gene Ontology annotation, cellular component: condensed chromosome, centromeric region; condensin complex. NCBI's taxonomy places the organism in Eukaryota, Metazoa, Chordata, Mammalia, Carnivora, Felidae.